Oryzias latipes (Japanese medaka) is the source of this 1900-nucleotide messenger RNA. NCBI's taxonomy places the organism in Eukaryota, Metazoa, Chordata, Actinopteri, Beloniformes, Adrianichthyidae. The record is from RefSeq and is a predicted model, not a curated record.
AUGCAGUUUGGCCGCUUCACAGAGGGUAAAAGAGCUGUGGAAGACAAAAACAUCAGCCCUCUCGUCAAAAACAUCAUGACUCGCUGUAUACAGUGCACCCGCUGUGUGCGUUUUGCCAGUGAGAUUGCAGGCGUGGAGGAUCUUGGCACCACUGGGAAGGGCAACGACUUGCAGAUUGGCACCCACGUGGAGAAGAUGAUCAUGUCCGCGUUGUCUGUUAACCUUAUCGAUAUAGGCCCAGUUGGAGCCCUGACAUCAAAGCCAUACGCUUUCACGGCUCGCCCAUGGGAGACCAGGAAGACUGAAUCCAUUGACGUUCUGGAUGCUGUGGGCAGCAACAUCGUGUUGAGCACGUGGGGCGGAGAGGUCAUGAGAGUUCAGCCUCGCCUUAGCGAGGACAUCAGCGAGGAGUGGAUCUCGGACAAAACCAGGUUUGCCUAUGAUGGGCUGAAGCGGCAGAGGCUGACUCAGCCGUUGGUGAAGGAUGACUCAGGGCAGUUGGUGCCUGCGUCCUGGGAGGAUGUGCUUGCACAAGUGGCUGGAGCAGUAAGCGGUUUUCAACAUGAAAAAAUAAAAGAAUGUGGUUUUUGAUGCAGCUUUAUUGAAUGACAUGUUUUGAAAGUUGCAAGGAGCUGAAGGACGGGAUGUCGCUGCUAUCUUCUUAACACUGGUAUUGCUGGGAUUGAGGAAGCUGACCUGCUGUUGCUGGUGUGCACUAACCCGCGCAAUGAGGCUCUUCUUUUCAUCCGAAAAAGUGUAAACUGCUGCAGCUGGCUGCACAAUGAUUUACAUGUGGCUCUGGUGGGAAAGCCAGUGGACCUCAGUUACACGUAUGAUCAUCUGGGAGAAUCUCCAAAAGUUCUACAAGAAAUUGCUUCAGGAACCAGGCUGUGGCCGAAGCGAAGCACCCUGUUGUUGUAGUUGGCAGCAGCUGCCUGCAGAGGGAGUAUGGGGCUGCAGUAAUGGCUGCCGUGUCCAGCAUCGCUCAGAACGCUCACGUAGAAGACACGUGGAAGAUUGUCAACGUGCUUCACAGGGUGGCCAGUCAGGUGGCAGCACUUGAUCUUGGGUACAAGCCAGGGGUGAAGAUUAUCAGGGAGAACCCACCCAAAGUUUUGUUCCUGCUCGGGGCUGAUUCUGGCUGCGUUACCCGACAGGAUUUCCCAGAUGACAUCUUGGUUAUAUAUUAAGGUCACCAUGGCGACGUGGGGGCCCCAAUAGCGGACAUAAUUCUCCCCGGCGCUGCUUAUACUGAAAAAUGCGGCACCUACGUGAACACAGAGGGCCGGGCGCAGUAGACCAGAGUUGCUGUGACUCCUUAAGGCUUGGCCAGGGAGGACUGGAGGAUCAUCAGAGCCAUUUCUGAGUUUCACUAGAAAACAGUGUCGGCAUGUUACGUUCAACAAAAUAGAAGGCUUGAACUUGUUGUACAUUUCUAAUUAAGCUUGCAGGAGUGAAACUACCAUAAGACUCUCUGGAUGAGGUGCGGAACCGACUGGCAGAAGUUUCCCCAAAUUUGGUUGGAAAUGACAACAUUGUGGAAGCCAACUGUGCUAAACAGGUUGCUGAGCUGUUUAACGUUAGCAUGUACCUUACCUACACUUUACCUGCACUUCAACAGGCUGAGAAGUCAAGCACAGCUGGAUGCGUUCUGUGAAUUUCUCAGUCUGUCAUACUUUAUGUUAUUGUCCGCCUGCCCCCCAUCUGUUUCAGUCAACUAGGCUCUCCUAACAGAACCUAUUGUUCCUCCACAGCUUACCGUGAGAGACUUCUAUAUGACAGAUCCUGUAAGCAGAGCCUCCCAGACCAUGGCCAAUGUGUUAGAGCUGUUACAGAAGGAGCACAGGCUGGGAUUGAGCCAGCCAUGUGCUCAAGAUAAAAGGACAUCUUAUUGCUGAAA